Molecule: messenger RNA, 1656 nt
Organism: Vicugna pacos (alpaca)
Lineage: Eukaryota; Metazoa; Chordata; Mammalia; Artiodactyla; Camelidae
Source: RefSeq, a predicted model, not a curated record
AUGAGCCAGACAAGGGACCCACCCAGCGAACGCCUGCUCGCCGGCCGCGCGCAAGCCCGCCAGCGCGGGACGCUCGGGCUUCGGCGCUCUCCUCAGCCCCAUCCUUUCCCCUCCUCAGCCCAAGCAAAGCAAGAAGGGGCGGGAAGGCACUUGCGCCCGAGUCCUCAGCAUGUUGAAAUCCCGAAGGAUUUGGGGUGGGGGCGAGAGGUGGGGCCAGGAGCCAUAAAGUGGCUUCCGCUCCCUCCCCCCGGCCUGGCCCGGCUCUGGGAUCGGGCAAGACACAAAAGACGGGUAAUAUCUGUGCCAGCAACUCUGCCACCGCCUCCGUCCGCGCUGCGCAGGGCUACCGGGCGGCGGGGCCUGGCGGCCCGGUCCCCGCGCCGGCCGGGGCGCGCUCGGGGGCCGGAGCAUCCCUGGACGCCGCCGGAGCUCUCUGGUGCGCUUUUCGUGCCGCCCCCAACGGGAGCUCCUAGCUGCGCAGAUAAAGAGGCUGAGGCGGCGGCGGAGAAAUUGAGAGAAAAAGCAGGACUUACUUGGGGGCCGAACGCUCCGCCGGACUCCCGCUUCGCACUCGUCAGGUGUCUGGCACCGAGGGCCCAGGCGGAAGGCGCUGGCGCAGCUCCGAGCUGGGCUCCACUUGGCGAGCACGGGAAACUCCCCUUGCCGCUCGGCCCCGCGCCGCGCUCCUCGCUGUCACCGCACCGAGCGACGCAGGCACGCUCCCACCGCCUCCUCAGUCCUGGGACCCUCUCUGUGCAAGGCAUCCCCACAGCACCUGUGGCAGGCUGAAUAACGACCCCCCAAAGAUAUCCGUGUCCUAAUUCCCAGAACCUGUGAAUGUUACCUUACGUGGCAAAAAAUGGACUUUGCAGAUGUGAUUAAUUAAGGAUCUUAAGGGAAUAUUACCCUGGAUUAUCAAGACAUCUCAUAUUUUACAUUUCAAAUUAAAAUUAUUUGGAGACUUGAGAGUCAGACAGUUCCUGAUCGAAUCCCCAUGCCUCUGCUUACUAGUUGAGUAAACUUGGUAAGUUUUUAUUUUCUCUCAACUGAUUUUCACCCCGAAACAGAGGGAUAACAAUAAUCACCCCAUUAAGUUGUUACAAAAUUAGAUGAGAAAAUAUCUGUAAAAUGUUUCACGUAGUGAGUGCCUCAUCCAGAAUAAUCAGUCAAUUAAUGGUAACUUUGUUUUUGCCUUAUGAUAUGAUAUGAUUCCAUGCAGUGCUUCGUCUCCUAUUCAUGUCUACUGCAAUGAUUUGCACAUAUUAAGGGCUCAGAAAUAUUAGUUAAAUAAAUCAGUGAAGGGAUAUAAGGUUAUUUAUAUGAAAGUGCUAUGAGAUUGACAGAGUGUUAUAGAAUUUCAAGAGGUUAGUACUAAUAGUAAUAAUUAAUAAGUAAUAAUAGGGGAUACCUUUGAGUCUUUGAUUCUGGCUCGGCUUUGGAGAACUGCUCUGCAAGAAAUGUUUGAUGCUUAAACCUUUUUCAUCUAAAAAAUUCAGUUGGGAGAGACACUAUCUACAGAACAGCAACAUCUACUAAUCAAUGGAAAAUGGUUUAUUCAUUUUGCUUUACUUGAUAAAAAUUCCCAUUCUUCCUUCAAAGCCUUUUUACUAUAUUUCUUUCAGUGUACCUGUAUCAGUUAAAUUAGUCUUGGCUAAA